This is a messenger RNA of Capra hircus (goat), 8572 nucleotides long. It is a transcript of the gene BCL11B, whose product is annotated as B-cell CLL/lymphoma 11B. The transcript has 4 exons. Gene Ontology annotation, cellular component: nucleus. The record is from RefSeq and is a predicted model, not a curated record. NCBI's taxonomy places the organism in Eukaryota, Metazoa, Chordata, Mammalia, Artiodactyla, Bovidae. The coding region runs from base 941 to 3658 and encodes 905 amino acids. Gene Ontology annotation, biological process: positive regulation of transcription by RNA polymerase II. Gene Ontology annotation, molecular function: RNA polymerase II cis-regulatory region sequence-specific DNA binding; DNA-binding transcription factor activity.
AGCUCCCAGAGAACCCGGACUCCGCCAUCUUCACGUUGCAAUCUAUAGCUCCCAGUCCGCGCCCGCACCGACCCAGGCGCACUGGGUGAGCCGCCCCGCAGCCCAGCUCCCCCCGGGCCAGCGGCUCCAGGGGAGCGCUGGGGAGCGCUCGCGGGGACCCGGCAGCCUCUCCGGCCGGCGCCAGCCUGCCAGGUGAACUGGGAAGGAGCCGCUCCUGGAGUCCCCCCAGAGCCUCGGAAGGGUCAGUCUCCGAGAAAAAAACAGGCAGCCCGCAGAAAACCCAGAAACCACCGAACCGGGGCAGUUUUACAUUGCUUUGGGUUUUUUGAGGGGGCGGGGUGAGGGGGUACGAGACAAGUCCUCAAGUUUUCUUGGCUUUUUUUCUUUUCUUUUUCUUCUUUUAUUUUUUAUUUGUUUGCAUUUUUCCCCCCUCCCCCCCCCCUUCCUGGUAGAAGUGCGCUUUACACCUACCAGACCCUCAAAGUGUCAGGAGCCGGUGCAAAAUCCGGUUUAAGUUCGAGACAUUUGGAAGUCCAGGAGGCCAAGCAGUUUGAAGAAGUGUAUGCAAUUUUUUUUUUUCCUUGAAAAGAAUAUAUUUUUGAAGAAGCAAGCCAGUCCGCGGCAAGCAGCAGCAGAUUUUUUUUCCUUUCUCCUAUUUUAGAUCGAGAGGUUUUGCUUUUUCUUUUUCCUUCUCUUUUUCUUUUUGCAAAUAAAAGAAAAAACAGCAUAGAAGAAAGCGCAAAAUAAAGAAGAAGAAGAGGAGGAAGAGAGGGCAAGAGAGGAAGGAAAAAAAAAAAAAAAACCAAAACACCAACCCGGGCAGAGGAGGAGGUGCGGCGGCGGCAGCGGCGCGGCGGCAGCGGCGGCGGCUCGGACCCCCUCCCCCGGCUCCCCCCAUCGGUCCAGCUCUCCGGGCGAUGUCAGAAUAGAUGCCGGGGCAAUGUCCCGCCGCAAACAGGGCAACCCGCAGCACUUGUCCCAGAGGGAGAUCAUCACCCCAGAGCCUGAGCAUGUGGAGGCCGCCAUCCUCGAGGAAGACGAGGGUCUGGAGAUAGAGGAGCCCGGCAGCCUGGGGCUGAUGGUGGGUGGCCCCGACCCUGACCUGCUCACCUGUGGACAGUGUCAGAUGAACUUCCCCCUGGGAGACAUCCUGGUUUUUAUAGAGCACAAGAAGAAGCAGUGUGGAGGCAGCCUGGGGGCCUGCUAUGACAAAGGCCUGGACAAGGGCAGCCCUCCGCCCUCCUCGCGCUCUGAGCUCAGGAAAGUGUCUGAGCCGGUGGAGAUCGGGAUCCAGGUGACCCCCGAUGAGGAUGACCACCUGCUGUCACCUACGAAAGGCGUCUGCCCCAAACAGGAGAACCUCGCAGGGCCGUGCAGGCCUGCCCAGCUGCCAGCGAUGGCCCCCAUAGCUGCCACCUCCUCCCACCCUCACCCAUCCGCGAUUACUUCGCCUCUGCGCGCCCUGGGCGCUCUGCCGCCCUGCGUCCCCCUGCCGUGCUGCAGCGCGCUCCCUGUCUCGGGUGACGGGACUCAGGGUGAGGGUCAGACGGAGGCUCCCUUUGGAUGUCAGUGUCAGUUGUCAGGUAAAGAUGAGCCUUCCAGCUACAUUUGCACCACAUGCAAGCAGCCCUUCAACAGCGCGUGGUUCCUGCUGCAGCACGCGCAGAACACGCAUGGCUUCCGCAUCUACCUGGAGCCCGGGCCGGCCAGCAGCUCGCUCACGCCACGGCUCACCAUCCCGCCGCCGCUGGGGCCCGAGGCCGUGGCCCAGUCCCCGCUCAUGAAUUUCCUGGGCGACAGCAACCCCUUCAACCUGCUGCGCAUGACGGGCCCCAUCCUGCGGGACCACCCGGGCUUCGGCGAGGGCCGCCUGCCCGGCACGCCGCCGCUCUUCAGCCCGCCGCCGCGCCACCACCUGGACCCGCACCGCCUCAGCGCCGAGGAGAUGGGGCUCGUCGCCCAGCACCCCAGUGCCUUCGACCGAGUCAUGCGCCUGAACCCCAUGGCCAUUGACUCGCCCGCCAUGGACUUCUCGCGGCGGCUCCGCGAGCUGGCGGGCAACAGCUCCACGCCGCCGCCUGUGUCCCCGGGCCGCGGCAACCCUAUGCACCGGCUCCUGAACCCCUUCCAGCCCAGCCCCAAGUCACCGUUCCUGAGCACGCCGCCGCUGCCGCCCAUGCCCCCCGGUGGCACACCGCCACCGCAGCCGCCGGCCAAGAGCAAGUCGUGUGAGUUCUGCGGCAAGACCUUCAAGUUCCAGAGCAAUCUCAUUGUGCACCGGCGCAGCCACACGGGCGAGAAGCCCUACAAGUGCCAGCUGUGCGACCACGCGUGCUCGCAGGCGAGCAAGCUCAAGCGCCACAUGAAGACGCACAUGCACAAGGCCGGCUCGCUGGCAGGCCGCUCCGACGACGGGCUCUCGGCUGCCAGCUCCCCGGAGCCCGGCACCAGCGAGCUGACCGGUGAGGGCCUCAAGGCGGCCGACGGUGACUUCCGCCACCACGAGAGCGACCCUUCCCUGGGCCAUGAGCCCGAGGAGGAGGACGAAGAGGAGGAGGAGGAGGAGGAGGAGCUGCUGCUGGAGAACGAGAGCCGGCCCGAGUCGAGCUUCAGCAUGGACUCGGAGCUCAGCCGCAACCGGGAGAACGGCGCCGGCGGUGGCGGUGGCGGCGGGGUGGCCGGCGUGCCGGGCGCGGGCGGCGGCGCCGCGGCCAAGGCGCUGGCUGACGAGAAGGCGCUGGUGCUGGGCAAGGUCAUGGAGAACGUGGGCCUGGGCGCGCUGCCGCCAUACGGCGACCUGCUGGCCGACAAGCAGAAGCGCGGCGCCUUCCUGAAGCGCGCGGCCGGCGGUGGCGGGGGUGGCGGGGACCCGGGCGACGACGAUGACGCCGGGGGCUGCGGCGACGCGGGCCCCGGGGGUGCGGUCAACGGGCGCGGCGGCGGCUUCGCGCCGGGCACCGAGCCUUUCCCCGGCCUCUUCCCGCGCAAGCCGGCGCCGCUGCCCAGCCCCGGCCUCAACAGCGCGGCCAAGCGCAUCAAGGUGGAGAAGGACCUAGAGCUGCCGCCUGCCGCGCUCAUCCCGUCGGAGAAUGUGUACUCGCAGUGGCUGGUGGGCUAUGCGGCGUCGAGGCACUUCAUGAAGGACCCCUUCCUGGGCUUCACGGACGCGCGCCAGUCGCCCUUCGCCACGUCGUCCGAGCACUCGUCCGAGAACGGCAGCCUACGCUUCUCCACGCCGCCCGGGGACCUGCUGGACGGCGGGUUGUCGGGCCGCAGCGGCACGGCCAGCGGGGGCAGCACGCCGCAUCUGGGCGGCCCGGGCCCCGGGCGGCCGAGCUCCAAGGAGGGCCGGCGCAGCGACACGUGCGAGUACUGCGGCAAAGUGUUCAAGAACUGCAGCAACCUGACGGUGCACCGACGGAGCCACACCGGCGAGCGGCCUUACAAGUGCGAGCUGUGCAACUACGCGUGCGCGCAGAGCAGCAAGCUCACGCGCCACAUGAAGACGCACGGGCAGAUCGGCAAGGAGGUGUACCGCUGCGACAUCUGCCAAAUGCCCUUCAGCGUCUAUAGCACCCUGGAGAAACACAUGAAAAAGUGGCACGGCGAGCACUUGCUGACUAACGACGUCAAAAUCGAGCAGGCAGAGAGGAGCUAAGUGCGUGUGCGCGUGUGUGUGCGCGCGCGCGCGGGCCCGGGCCCCACCCCGCGCACCUGUACAGUCGCCCCGUCGCCAAGCGAGAGAAUGCUGACCUGACACUUGCCUCCGCGUCACCGCCGCUCGGCGCCCCCCGAGGGUCCCCAGGGCCCAGGGGAGGCGGCCCUGCAACCUAACCUGUGUCUGCGAAGUCCUAUGGAAACCCGAGGGUUGAUUAAGGCAGUAAAAACCAACAACAACAAAAAUAUUGUGGAGCCUUUUAACUGUGCAAUAAUUUCUGUAUUUAUUGGGUUUUGUAAUUUUUUUGGCAUGUGCAGGUACUUUUUAUUGUUAUUCUUUCUGUUGAAAUUCCUUUAAGAGAUUUUGUUGGGUAUCCAUCCCUUCUUUAGUUGUUUUUUUUUUCUUUAACCCAGUAGUAGCCUGAGCGAUGACUCCUGAGCUCUGUAGAGGGGAAGCUAUCUUUUAAAUUAUAAUUUUCGGGGGGGAGGGCGCUGCUUUUUUUGAAAUCUAAGCUAAGCAUGUGUAAUUUCUUGUGAAGAAGCCAACACUUAAAUGACUUUUAAAGUUGUUUACUUUUUUAUUCUUUUUUUUUGUCCUGAAAUAAAAAGUGGCAUGCGUUUUUUUUUUGGGGGGGGGGAGGGGGUGGAUGUACAGCGGAUAACAAUCUUUAAAGUUGUAGCACUUUGUUUCAGAAUUGAAAUGGAGUUGUAGCACUGAUGAUGUCCUGAGUAAGGGAGGCCUUUUCUGUGUUGACUUCAACCUUGCCAUACAUAAGGAAACCUUUGAAUGGUGGGCUUUCCCUCCUCUCCCCCCCAGAUACUCAGCACUGCCAGAGAAACAGGAGUUUUUGAGGACUUUGCCCCAGGAAAUGGCCCAAGAGCGUUCUAAAAUAGUGCAUUCCCAGCAGAUCCCAUCCGUUUCUUGGAAUGUCGGUGUGCCCUGGAAUGCCAUCUCUGCUAUUUGCCAUAGAUUAGAUGAAAUAAAAUAGGCUGAGGGUACUUUGGGGGGUAGAUAGAUGGUGGUGGCCUGCAGUAACACAGAAAGGAAAGAAACCAGCCGUGUUCUUUCAGGCUUCUUCUGGCUUGACAGUUUCUCUCUUUUUAUCACCCUCACCACGGAAAUCCUAAGUCAUACGUUGCUACCAGUGACAACAGACCGUUUCUCAAGCAGACAAGUGUCCUGAUGGUGACUGGAGGGAAGUUAGUAUUCUCUCUGCACACUGAUGACAUUAUACGGAUGGGGUGGGCGGAAUCUUGCCAAUUUCAGUUCCCUUUUACUGCAAAGCGGGAAGAGUUCCAUCCCAAGGUGCCCAGCGCUACUUCCGUUUUUUUUUUUUUUUCUAUCCCAUUAGGUUGGAAGGUACUAAGCAUUGGACUGUUCAGAUUAGACAUUUGAAUUCUGUUGACCCGCACUUUAAAGCUUUUGUUUGCAUUUAAAUUAAAUGGCUUCUCAACAAGAAAUUGCAGCAUCUUCUUCUUUUUGGCCCAGAGGUGGGUUAAACUGCAAGGGAUGGCUGAGAUUGAGUGUCAGUAUUGCUAAGCAUGGCAUUCACAGUACUGGCACUAUAAAGAACAAAAUAAAAUAAUAAUUUAUUGGACAGUGUUUCUACUGCCAUUCAAUUUGAUGUGAGUGCCUUGAAAACUGAUCUUCCUAUUUGAGUCUCUUGAGACAAAUGCAAAACUUUUUUUUUCUUUUGCAAUGAAAAGACUUUUUUAAAAAAAAUAAAAUGAGAAAAGUACAUUUCUUUAGAAACAAAGCCACAUUUACUUUAAAUAAAUUUUCAAAAAUCCUGGUUGAAGACGUGAAAAUGCCAUAAGACCCAAUCAAAUGAAGAAAUAAACCCAGCACAACCCUGGAUAUCCAUUAGCUGAAUUAACCUCAGCCCCUUUUGCCUGUGGGACAACGCUGCUUAGAUGUGGAGUGGAGGUGACUUACUGCUGAAUUAAAACUCAAGUGACACAAGGUACAAGUUGAUAUUGUUGAAUGAAAAAACAAUUCAGGAACAAUGGCUGAUUUUUUUCUAAAGUUAAAUUUAGUGCACUCUGUCUUAAAAAUACGUUUACAGUAUUGGAUACAUACAAGGGUAAAAAAAAAAAUUGUGUGUAUGUGUGUUGGAGCGAUCGUUUUUUUCAAAGUUUGCUUAAUAGGUUCUUAAAAAAAAAUGCCACCGUGGCCGCGUGUAUUUUGCUUUCUUUUGGUGACGGGGUUUUAGUAUAUAUUAUAUAUAUGAAAAUUUCUUGAUUACUGUAAAAGUGGACCAGUAUUUGUAAUAAUCGAGAAUGCCUGGGCAUUUGACAAAACAAGAAAAAAAAAAAAACCCUUUUCUUUUCCUUGAAAAUGUUGCAGUAAAAUUUAAAUGGUGGGUCUAUAAUAAUUUGUUCUUGUCACAGUAACUGUAAAGUCGGAGUUUUAGUAAAUUUCUUUCUGCCUUGGGUGUUGAAUUUUUAUUUCAAAAAAAUGUAUAGAAACUUGUAUUUGGGGAUUAAAAGGGGAUUGCUACACCAUGUAGAAAAAGUAUGUAGAAAAAAAAAGUGCUUAAUAUUGUUAUUGCUUUGCAGAAAAAAACCCCCCACAUUUCUGAUCUGUGCUUAAUUCUCUCCUCCCACCUCCCUCUGGAAUGGAUAUAUUGGUUGGUUCAUAUGAUGUAGGCACUUGCUGUAUUUUUACUGGAGCUUGUAAUUUUUUAACUGUAAGCUUGUCCUUUUAAAGGGAUUUAAUGUACCUUUUUGUUAGUGAAUUUGGAAAUAAAAAGAAAAAAAACAAAAACAAGCAGGCUGCCAUAAUAUAUUUUUUUAAUUUGGCAGGAUAAAAUAUUGCAAAAAAAAAUUUGUAUGUUAAGACCUAUUGUACAGGAGGAAAAAAAAAAAAAGGGUUGUUUGACAACCUUCGAGGAAAAGAAACAAAAGGAAAUAGCUAAAUGCUUUGGUUCACAAAUCAUUUUAGUUGUAUAUAUUUUUGUCAGAAUUGGCCUCUACCAAGGACUGUUCGAAAUAGGGCUUCAGUCUGAGUGCCCUGAACCUUGCAUCAAGGCUCCCUGGUGUGGCCACAGCAGAUCGGAUGGGAAAUUCUUUAUUCGCGUUGAGUGGAGAAAUCAGUUUUUUUGUCAAGAUGUCGGUACCAUUUCACAGAGCCCUCCCUUCUCUUCGAGGCAUCUGUAAAGAUGUCAGACGUGGAGGAGAGAGCGCAGGCCCUCUCUUCACCACCCACCACCACCACCACCUCUCCCACCCUUCAGAGCAGAACGAAACGCAAACCGAGCUUUCUCUAGUCCUUGAGAGAACGUCAAACAAGCAAGCAAAGCAAAACGAAACAAAAUGUGAUCAAGGGAGCUGGCGAAUCAGCCAGGCGCAGGUGACGUGGUCUGCGGCUGGGACCAGCGCAAAUUGAAUUUCAGGAAGGGGUCCCCAUCACAGCCAGGACCUUUUCAUCGUGGAGAGUGGUGGCCUGCUGUCUUUCUUACCUGCUCUGCUGCUUUCUCUCCGGAACCUACAUUCCGUCAGUCUCCAAAUGCCUAGGGCCUGGGACGAAUUCGGUGCCUUUCCGUAGUUCUUUCUCUUUCCUUCCCACGUGUUUCCUCUCCAUCUUCCCACCCCUGUCGGUCCUCGGUGUGCUCAUGUUUAUCUGAUUUAUUUCUCCCUCUCUGUCCCCCCCCCGCCCCCCUUUGUUUUUGUAAAGCCAAGUAGCUUUAAGAUAAUAAAGUGGUGGUUUUUUGGAUGAGGGAAUAAUACGUUUAAAAAAAAUACCUAUAUCAGGAAGCCAUUUUUUAUUUCAGGAACUCUAAGAAACCAUUAUAUUUCAGGUUAUGAAAGUAUAAGCAAGCAUCCUUUUGGGCAAUUUCUUUACCAAAUGCAGAAAUCUCUCUUCUGGGCGCUUUUCUGUUUGAUACGCUUUUCCUCCUUGCCACUUACCUUUGCAAAGUAAAAAGAAGGGGGGAGGAGGCAGAAGAUCAAGCUGAGAUGUUUGUUUCCUACCUGUUUGACCUGAAGCCCCACGGGCUGCCCUUUUCUCUGGGUGCCCUGGGGAGGUCCUUGAGCAGCCUCCAAGGCAAUCCUCCUGUAGUUACAAAAGCUAGCCAGCUCUCACCAGCUUCCGCAAAGUCACCACGAUGCCAGAAUCAAGCCAUCCCAAAGCACAAAGAGUGUGUCUCUGACGACUGCAGAGAAAUGAGCAUUUUUGCUUCCCUUUUUUUGUGUUUAAAAAGCCAACACUGAAGCAGAUGACCCAGUGAGAGAGGCCCCGGGCCCCGGGGGGACCCAGCUGACCCCAGGCCGGUUUUCCACACUGCCACAACUUGGUUCAAAGUUGCCCCCAAUUGGAACCUGCCACUUGCCAUUUGAGGGUCUUUCAUGGGGGAGGAGGAGGAGGAGGCUGACUUCCUCUAAGCAAAAAUGUGAAAAGUAGGGAAGUCAGCCUUUCGUUCCGGUCCUAAGUGACGGUCAAGGAUUUUCGUGGAACACAGGCAAACCCAUGAAUUUUGGUGCUCCUUGUAUCAGCUCUGCGAAGCAAAGUUACAUUGAGUCAAAUUGCUUGCAUUUGUACUGGCAAGGCGAAAUAUUUUUAUUACCUUUUCUAUUACUUAUUGUAUGAGCUUUUGUUGUUUACUUGGAGGUUCUGUCUUUUACUACAAGUUUGGAACUAUUUAUUAUUGCUUGGUAUUUGUGCUCUGUUUAAGAAACGGGCACUUUUUUUUUUAUUAUGGAUACAAUGUUGAGAUGACAGGAGGUCAUUUCAAUAUGGCUUAGUAAAAUAUUUAUUGUUCCUUUUAUUCUCUGUACAAGAUUUUGGGCCUCUUUUUUUCCCCUUAAUGUCACAAUGUUCAGUUCAGCAUGUGUCUGCCAUUUCAUUUGUACGCUUGUUCAAAACCAAGUUUGUUCUGGUUUCAAGUUAUGAAAAUAAAUUGGACAUUUAACUUGA